UAGGUAUCCAGAUGAAACUUGAAUUUUUCCAGCGGAAAUUUUGGACUGCAAGCAGACAGUGUGCAUCUCUCGACGGCAGAUGUGCUAUAAGUUGUGAUGAUGAAACAAUCAACUGUUACCUAAUAGAUAACAAUGGAUUUAUUUUAGUGUCUGAAGACUAUCAACAGACUGGUUACUUUUUUGGGGAGGUUGAAGGGGCUGUGAUGAACAAGUUACUAACAAUGGGCUCUUUUAAGAGAAUUACACUUUAUGACUACCAGGCCAUGUGUAGGACAAACAAAGAGAGUAGCGACAGUGCCCAUAGCUUACUGGACCCUUAUAAUGCCUUCUUUGCUGCAGUAAAGUGGAUUAUGACUGAACUUGUUCUGUUCCUUGUGGAAUUUAAUCUAUGCAGUUGGUGGCACUCUGAUCUAACAGCUAAAGCUCAGAGGUUGAAACAAACCCUAGAGCCCUGUGAUACCGAAUAUCCAGCCUUUGUUUCCGAGCGCACCAUAAAGGAGACCACGGGGAAUAUUGCUUGCGAUGACUGUUUCAAGUCUUUUGUUAUCCAGCAGAUCCCAAGUAGCAACCUCUUCAUGGUGGUGGUAGAUAAUGAAUGCUUCUGUGAUUCUAUCCCACCAAUUACCAUGGCACCUAUAGAAAUAAGGUAUAAUGAAUCCCUCAAAUGUGAACGGUUAAAAUCUCAGAAGAUAAGAAGACGCCCAGAAUCUUGUCAUGGAUUUCACCCUGAAGAAAAUGCAAGAGAAUGUGGUGGUGUCUCAGGCCUUAGUGCUAAACCUUCUCUUGUUCUUCUUCCUCUGCUAUUGAAGAUUUUCUCCAGGUGACAUUGACUGAUGUGUUCAACUGGCAUGCUAAAACAUGGAUAAACUGUGAACUGAGAAAUGGUGCAACAAUAGAGGACAUGAAAUAUAGUCAGAGCAUCAGCAUUUCAUGAUUUUAAACUGUUGGUGAUAUAAAUUCUUAAAGAUAUGUUGAAGAAAGAUUUAUCUUUUUACUUUGCAAGUCAUGCAGAUGUGAAUUUGGCAUAUGGCAGUCAUGAUUCAUCAAAAAAGGACUUGGUAGAUAGAGGUGAUCAUUGCUUUGUCCCAUUGAAAACAAUUUAAACUGUGUACUUUUUUCAAUAAAGUAUAUUAAAAUCACAAUUUCAGAGUGUAUUUUAAGUAUGCUAAUAUAUUUGUUCAAAUAAUGAAUGAUGGGAAGAAAAUAAAAUAAAUGGAUGAUAUUUUAUUAUGCUUCUAGCCUCUUUCUGAAAAAACUCAGAGAAAAACAUGGGGACUUGGCUUUUACAAUGAGGCAGAAUAGCUUUCAGUCACAAGUUAAGGAAACACCUGUGUGUAUGAAGCUGAAUAGGUAUGUUGCUGAAUUAUAGAGCAGGCUUGGUUUCUGGAAAUAGCUAUAAAAUAUCUUACCUGCAUUUGCAAAGUGGGUCAAAGCCUUAUUAAAGCUUUGCUUCUAACUUAGGCAAGCUUUGGGUCAAAUUGAUUGAUUUGGCUGCAGAUGGCAAAAAUCAAAUUCUUUUCAAGUAAAGGAAUAGAAAGCUGUGUAGAAUAGCCCACAUCAAAGGAUGACAGUGCUCUGCUGGUGCUCUGCCCUCCAGAUCUCAUGUCAGACAGGAGAAGCUCAUUAUGAGGAAGGUGAUAAGCAGAGAAAGUCUGAAUUGCAACACAUUGGUGUCAGCAGAACCCAUUAUUGGUUUUCCUUGAGAGUCCCUGUUGGUAGGCAAAGGUCUAGACCAGAAUGGUUUUAUUCCAGGCCUUACAUUCUUCUUUGUAAGGGAAAUGAGGUAAUAAAGAUGAGCAUUUUCCUUUUGCAAUUGGCAGCAAAGUCCCUGCUGUGGAUGUGUUUGCUGAAGAUCUUGAUCUUUGAUCUAUGAUAGUCUCAGUUUGUCUUUGGAGUUUUAUACGAAGUGGAAUGCUAUCAAAGGGUAACCUGUCCUCCUGACAAUAUAAUACGUGAAAUGCAAAAUAAAAUGCCACUGUUUGAAAUCUGGUGCUUGGGGACUGCAGUUUUCUGGUUUCUGUGUAAGUUUGCUUUCAGCCUUGGAUAAAUGCUAAGCAGAUUUGCUGUGUAUCUUGGUUGGUAACAGGGAGCUAGGCCACUGAGAGGGGCUUUGUUUUAAAGAAUACUCUCCAGCUUGUAAGGGGAAGAACUAGUAAAAAAAAUUCCACUCCAAUGCUUUAAUGGGUUUAAAUGCACUGGUACUCCCUCUGAUUCUGAAACCAUACAGGUCUUUGUACUCAUAAAUUUCUUUUCCACAUGUUUUUGGUUGUUUUUUUUUGGAGUGUCUUCCUACAGACUUCUCUGUCCUUGCUCAUGGGUCUCAAAAUUUCUCACUAUGGAAUAAUUUUCCAUCUGACAUUCAGUCAAAUUGUUGUCCUAGUGACAUGCUCUGUUUACUAAGCAAAUUGGGAACUCAAGGCAUUUUCUCUGCUUGGGCUGACAUGGAUAUCCUGCUGUUCUUUGCUUGGUUUUUCUCUGAGCUCCAUUCCCCCUUACCAUCCAUCAUUCUCACAAAAAAUUAAUGUCAAUUCUAUAGAAAUAAACUAUUUUAGAUUCUGAUUCUCCUUCUGAGUUUCCAGAAUUCAUGGCACUGCAGCCUCAUAACACUUUUGUAUAUGCGAUUACAUUCUUCUGUAAUGAUAUUUAAUGGAUAUAGCCAACACAAUACAGGUGAUUAUCCAUGUUAGUAGAAAGUGGAAAAAAACAUCUUCCUUAUUAGAGCUAUUGAAAAGCUCUGCAUACAACUGUCUGAUGUGUUAAUCAUCAUUGCUUCAAAGAAAGGAAAUACAUUAAUGGAGAAAGUUUAUUUCUACAGAGCCUAGGUGAAAAUCCAUAAGAGUAAUUCAUUGUUCAUUUUGGAAAGGGGUGGGUGGUUUUUUAAUUGCAAAGGAGCCAGGGAGUGACAAGAGAGAUUAAAGUAUGACAGUCUAAAUUAAUAUUGAGAAAGAGAUUAAAAUAUGGGUAUGUAAAUGAAUGUUGCUCAGAGAAAUGUGACAAUUCAUUUUCAUACACGAACACAAAGUUAUGAAGGCAGAAUGCAUUGGUGUACCCAAACAAGUCACUGUGUGGAACAGAGCAAUCCAAACCAAUUGCUAAGUGUAAAAACAUUUUUAUGAGUUACCAUUUCUCUUAUUGAAGCCUUCUUUUUAAUUCUGUAUCUAUUCCUCAGAAGUUUCUGGUGCAGUGUGAAUCCAGGUUGACAAAGCCAGUCAGGAAAAAUGGACACAAGGCCAAGGGACUGCAGGGUGUGAGUGUGCAGCAGCCAGUCCCUUCCAGAGGGGAUGGCCACAACAGGAACAGCCUGGGCUGAACACAGAAAUGAUGGCCAUGAGUUUCAUGGGACAGAGCUCUCUGACAGGGGCUGGUUGAAACAGAUUUCCAGAGAAGCUGAUUUCAUGGUAAUGCUGUUCCUGACUGUGUUUGAGUUUGCUGGCCUCUGUGUCAUUAGCUCUGAUGGAGUGAAGAUGUCAUGCCAUGAAGUGGGUCUGUGCUGUCAUUCCAUAGCCUGUGGCAGGUCAUAGCAGGUUAUGGAAUUUAAUUCCAUUACCUCACUAAUCUGAGAUGUUAUUCCUCUGAAAUACUAAAUCAUUAUGCAAGGUCCAAUGCAAAGCCAAUUGCAAAACAAAUAUGUGUCCAUGUGUAUAUAUACAACAGCAUAUGUGUGAGCUACAUAUAUCUACAUAUAUUUUUAAUAAAUGGGAAAUUCAGA
This is a messenger RNA of Cyanistes caeruleus (blue tit), 3709 nucleotides long. Lineage: Eukaryota; Metazoa; Chordata; Aves; Passeriformes; Paridae. The record is from RefSeq and is a predicted model, not a curated record.